Molecule: messenger RNA, 450 nt
Organism: Cylas formicarius (sweet potato weevil)
Lineage: Eukaryota; Metazoa; Arthropoda; Insecta; Coleoptera; Brentidae
Exons: 3
Coding region: 2-376 (124 amino acids)
Source: RefSeq, a predicted model, not a curated record
CAUGCCUAAAUUGCCAGAAAUACAUAAAAUAAACGGAGCUGAGUUGAAAGUUUACCAGGAUGCCAAAGUCAAUAAGCUACCGUUUCUAAAACUAUCAGUUGCUGUGUAUAGGCUAGUUAAAACCUUCUUGGGCAUACCUGAAUUAGAAAAGAUUUCCGAAAAUAUAACCACGAAGGACUAUACCGGUUGGCUCACUUUCGAUAUAUCCAAAGCGUUCACAUCCUGGGUUUCCCAAGCAGCACACGCAUUUAAGUUGUAUAUCUCAGUUCACCCGGUAGGAACUGACAAGGCAUUACCUUCAUCGUAUAUAGGGAUAGAUUUUCGUACAACAAAUCGACCUUAUGUUGUAGCAUUUUUGAAAACCAAUGAAAAGUGAAAGUGACAUACUGUCCACUAAGUAAUCCAAACAAUAAAUGGAAGGCUACAAAUGGAUCUAUUCCUUGGCCUCCU